Messenger RNA from Chelmon rostratus (copperband butterflyfish), 1721 nucleotides. RefSeq names its product pannexin 3 (gene panx3). The record is from RefSeq and is a predicted model, not a curated record. The transcript has 6 exons. Gene Ontology annotation, biological process: monoatomic cation transport; positive regulation of interleukin-1 production. Gene Ontology annotation, molecular function: channel activity. The coding region runs from base 39 to 1391 and encodes 450 amino acids. NCBI's taxonomy places the organism in Eukaryota, Metazoa, Chordata, Actinopteri, Chaetodontiformes, Chaetodontidae.
UAUCACCAAAGAAAGCUGGACGACUUCAGGUGUUCAAAAUGUCCAUCGCCCAGGCUGCGGCCAAGGCCAUGCUAUCUGAUGCCCUGCUGCAGGACGGCCCCGGGAUAAACCGGAUCAGCCACCUGGAGCUCGAGCUUCCUCUGGACAAGGUCAUCAAGUUUGUGUCUGUCGGCCUUCCACUGAUGCUGGUGUGCAUGGCCUUCGCCCGCGAGAUCUCCCUGGGGCCUCAGAUCAGCUGUUUCCCUCCCAGCAAUUUCACCAUCAAGCAGGCCAGCUAUGUAGACACAUACUGCUGGGACUCCCUCAUGCAUCAUGAGUUUGACAGCGAUGGGAACUUUGAGGAGCGUUCGCUCUGGGUACACAAAAUGUUCCCUUACUCUCUUCUGGCCAUGGCGGUGUUGAUGUACCUGCCGGCUCUGAUCUGGCGCCAACUCGUCAUGCCCACACUGGCCUCGGACUUGCUCUUCAUAAUUGACGAACUGGACAAGUCGUACAACCGGUCAGUCCGACUGGCUCAGAACAUUCUGGAUAUGCGCCAGAACACUAAGAACCCCCUGACAUUUCAGGCCGAACUGAAAAGGGCCAAGAAGAAGCGCUACUUUGAGUACCCUCUACUGGAGAGAUACAUGCAGUGCAAACAAAACUCCUACUUCCUUGUUAGCAUGCUUUUCUUGCGGGGCUUCCUCCUCCUGACCUUCAUGACUGCUGCCUGUCUCUACCUGGCCUACUUCCACCUCUCCGCCUUCCUGCAGGACGAGUUCAGCUGCUUUGUCCGCACGGGCAUGCUGCGGGAUCAGAACUGGGUUCCUGAACUGGUUCAGUGUAAAAUGGUUGGCCAGUUGGUUUUUCAGGUUAUAAGCGUGGCCAAUGGUGCCAUCUAUGUCCUGCUGGCUCCUAUAGUCCUCUUUAGCCUGAUCCGGCUCUUUGUUUGGGACACCACCUUCGUCUCUGUCUACGAGGUCCUCCCAGCCCUGGAUGCUAUCAACCACCGUAGACUAGGCUGCCCACUGAAUGACCUCAAUGUCCUUCUGCUCUUCUUGCGUGCCAAUGUGGCACACCUGAAGUCCUAUGGGCAGGUGAGGGCAUUGUGCUCACUGGCACCACCACAGGUGGGCAACACCACUGCUGGGCAGGGCUUGAACGCAAUGCUGACCCAAGAGGAGAUGGAAGAGCGUGAAGAGGCUGCGAUGGAGCUGGCAGAGGAGGUGGAGGAGGCCAAGGAGGAAGGGAAGCUCAAUCUAGUAGAUAUCAUGACUGUUCUGGGAGCGGCACAGGGAAGAGUGGUAAACUGCAGCGAGAAGAGGCCUCUUGUGGAGCAGAAUAUGAGUCUUGAGCCAAACCACCAGGGGUACCAUGAGUUGAAGGAGACUGCACCAUUUAGUCAUUACUAGGCCUCCUACAGACCGAAUCAAUGUGAUAACAAUGGGGGGGUUGGCCACUCUCUACAGUAGAUUUUCAAGAGUACUGUACCCAAAAAGACAGUGGACACCAAUCAAGGGUUUCUGCGGUCUGAGGACAAAAAACUAUUCUACAAUUACAAGGCAAAUUGUUCCGGCUAUAAAUGUCAAUUUACAGCCAAUCUGGAUUUGUCAAUUUUCAGAAUCUGGGCAUCUUUAGUUGCUGCUGACGUUCUGUCUCUUAGUUUGGUCCCAUGUAUUUUUAAAGAAGCCAGUGAUUGCUGGUAGUAGAAGGAGAUUGUGCAAGUGAAAGUGGCUGUUGUA